AUGGCAUCUUUCUUUUCUGAGUUUGGCCUUAUGUGGUACUUGGAAGAGCUAAACAAGAAGGAAUUUAUGAAGUUUAAGGAGUUCCUCAAACAGGAGAUUCUGCAGGUGGGGCUGAAACAGAUUUCCUGGACCAAAAUGAAGAAGGCAUCUCGGGAAGAACUUGCCAACUUACUGGUGAAACAUUAUGAGGAGAAGCAAGCCUGGAAUAUAGCCUUCCAAAUCUUCCAGAAGAUCAACAGGAAGGAUCUCAGUGAGAAGGCAGCAAAAGAGAUUGCUGGAAACCCAAAGAUAUAUCAAGCUCAUUUGAAGAAAAAGCUGACCCAAGAUUGGUCCAGAAAGUUCAGUAUCAAAGUUGAGGAUUUGUUUAAGGAGAAAUUGACCCAGGAAGACUAUGAUCAUUUUGAGGACCUUCUUUUAUCAAAGACAACUGGAAAGAAGCCACAGACGGUGUUCCUGCAAGGAGUGGCAGGAAUUGGCAAGUCCCUGUUGUUGGCAAAGUUGAUGCUGGCCUGGUCAGAUGGCCAUGUGUUUCAGAACAAAUUCUCCUACAUCUUCUACUUCUGCUGUGACGAUGUGAAGCAGUUGAAGACAGCAAGCCUGGCUGAACUGAUCUCCAGAGAGUGGCCCAGCCCCUCAGCUCCCAUAGUGGAGAUAUUAUCUGAACCUGAGAAACUCUUAUUUAUCAUUGACAGCUUGGAAGGGAUGAAAUGUGAUUUCACCGAACGGGAAUCGAAGUUGUGUGAUAAUUGGAUGGAGAAGCAGCCAGUGAAUAUACUGCUGAGCAGUUUGCUCAGGAGGAAGCUACUCCCUGAAUCCUCUCUCCUCAUCUCAGGUACACCAGAGGCUUUUGAGAAAAUGGAGGGUAGGCUUGAGUGCACAAAUGUAAAAGUAAUGUCAGGAUUCAGUGAGAACAGUAUUAAGAUGUAUUUCCACAGCUUGUUCGAGGAUAGGAACAGAGCCCAGGAAGCCUACAGUGUUGUGAGAGAAAAUGAGCAUCUGUUUACUCUGUGUGAGGUCCCUCUGAUCUGCUGGAUGGUGGCUACUUGUCUGAAGAAAGAAAUAGAGAAGGGAAGAGAGCCAGUCGCCAUCUGCCGACGUACCACCUCCCUGUAUACCACUCACAUCUUCAAUUUGUUCAUUCCCCGAAGUGCCCGUCAUCCAAGUAAGAAAAGCCAAGCUCAGCUGCAAGGCUUGUGCUCCCUGGCUGCAGAGGGUAUGUGGACUGACACAUUUGUGUUCAGCGAGGAGGCUCUCAGGAGAAAUGGGAUCAUUAGUUCUGACAUCUCCACACUGCUGGACAUGAGGAUACUUCUAAAGAGCAGGGAACCUGAAAACUGUUACAUAUUCCUCCACCCAUCUGUCCAGGAGAUCUGUGCUGCUGUCUUUUAUCUGCUAAAGAGCCACGUGGACCACCCUAGUCAGGAUGUUAAAUGUGUAAAGACACUCAUGUUUAUGUUUCUAAAGAAAGUCAAAGUACAGUGGAUUUAUUUGGGCUGUUUCAUCUUUGGCCUUUUGCACGAAUCAGAACAAGAAAAGCUAGUGAUGUUUUUUGGCUACCAGUUGUCUCAGGAUAUAAAACAUCAGUUAAAUCAGUGCCUUGAAACCAUAAGUGAUGAUAGAAAGCUUCAAGAACAAAUAGACAGCAUGAAGUUAUUUUACUGUCUGUUUGAGAUGGAGGAUGAGGCCUUCUUAGUGCAAGCAAUGAGCUGUAUGGAACAGAUUAACUUUGUGGCUAAAAAUUAUUCUGAUUUUAUGGUUGUCGCCUACUGCCUAAGACAUUGUUCUGCACUGAAGAAACUAUCGUUUUCAACCCAAAAUGUCCUACAUGAAGAGCAUGAACAAAGCUAUAUGGAAAAGUUACUCGUCUGUUGGCAUCAUAUAUGUUCUGUGCUCAUAAAGAGUAAGGAUAUCCGGCUACUCCAAGUAAAAGACACUCAUCUCAGUGAGCAAGCCUGUUUGGUCUUGUAUAAUCAUUUGAUGUAUCCAAGCUGCAACCUUCAAGUACUUGAGGUAAAUAGUGUGUCCUUCUUAUGUGAUACUCACCUGUUCUUUGAGUUGAUAAAUCAGAGCCGCAGUUUGCUGCACUUGGACCUCAGCCUCACCUUCCUCUCUGAGACUGAUGUGAAACUAUUGUGUGAUGUUUUGAACCAGGCAGAAUGCAACAUAAAAAAUCUGAGGGUAGCAGGCUGUCACCUUUCACCUGAUGUCUGCAAGAUCUUUGCCUCCAUCCUGAUCAGCAGCAAGACGUUGACACACCUCAAUAUUGCAUGCAACAACUUGGACAAAGGAAUGCACUCACUGUGCAAGGCUUUGUGCCAUCCAGACUGCGUGCUCAAGGAGUUAGUGUUGGCCAACUGCUCCCUGAGUGAGCAAUGUUGGGACUACCUUUCCGAUGUUCUUAGGCGGAACAAAACCCUGAGCCACCUGGACAUCGGCUCCAAUGACCUGAAGGAUGAAGGACUGAAAGUUCUCUGUAGGGCUUUGACUCUCCCGGACAGUGCCCUGAAGUCUCUAUGUUUGAAAAACUGUCUUAUCACCACCAGCGGCUGCCAGGAUCUAGCUGAAGUCCUCAGCAGCAACCAGAACCUGAGGAGCCUACAGGUUUCAGAAAAUAAGCUAGAAGAUGCUGGUGUGAAGCUGCUGUGUGAUGCUAUGAAACAUCCCAACUGCCAUCUAGAGAAUCUUGGGCUGGAAGCCUGUGAGCUGACUAGUGCCUGUUGUGAGGACCUUGCUUCUGCUUUUACCCAGAGUAAGACCCUGUGGGGGAUCAACCUGCUGGAGAAUGCCUUGGACUACAGUGGGUUGAUUGUAUUGUGCGAGGCUCUGAAACGUCGACCGUGUGCCCUGCAUGUACUUGGACUGCGAAUUACUGACUUUGAUGAGGAAACCCAGGCGCUUCUGGUUGCUGAGCAAGAGAAAAAUCCCUACUUGACUAUUCUAAGCAAUGUGUAA
Messenger RNA from Meriones unguiculatus (Mongolian gerbil), 2952 nucleotides. Its product is annotated as NACHT, LRR and PYD domains-containing protein 4C. The record is from RefSeq and is a predicted model, not a curated record. Lineage: Eukaryota; Metazoa; Chordata; Mammalia; Rodentia; Muridae. Gene Ontology annotation, biological process: regulation of inflammatory response. Gene Ontology annotation, molecular function: protein binding. Gene Ontology annotation, cellular component: cytoplasm. The transcript has 9 exons. The coding region runs from base 1 to 2952 and encodes 983 amino acids.